Messenger RNA from Phlebotomus papatasi, 6152 nucleotides. Its product is annotated as insulin-like receptor. The transcript has 12 exons. NCBI's taxonomy places the organism in Eukaryota, Metazoa, Arthropoda, Insecta, Diptera, Psychodidae. The record is from RefSeq and is a predicted model, not a curated record. The coding region runs from base 978 to 5522 and encodes 1514 amino acids. Gene Ontology annotation, biological process: glucose homeostasis; positive regulation of phosphatidylinositol 3-kinase/protein kinase B signal transduction; multicellular organism development. Gene Ontology annotation, molecular function: ATP binding; insulin receptor activity; insulin receptor substrate binding. Gene Ontology annotation, cellular component: membrane; axon; insulin receptor complex.
UUUUUUAAUGGGUAGCGGCGGGGUGCCUAUAUUUGACAGUCGUGUUUUUAUUUUUCCCCAGUGUGCGAGCCUCACUUGGCUUGAGGAGCAAAAAAUAUACACAAAACAUCCCUCCAAGUGUGUCUGAAUGGCCCCAAGAUCAAUUUUCCACCGGAAUUGAGUGAUGUAUUGGCAGAAGUGUUGGGACAGAGAGACGCAAAAGCGGCAUUUUAUGCCCACAAAAAUUUUUCAUCGUGCUUUCCUGUGUGCGUUACAUCGAGUGUGUGUGAUUACGGCGCUUUAGGAGGUGGAAUUUCUCAUAAUUCUCGGAAGAAAUUGUUUUGAUCGUGGUCAUAUAAAUGUUGUGAGAUUUAUUGUGGACCCAAAGGGGACUUCCAAGGUAGUUUGUUUUUUUUUGGACUUUCUCAGCAAAAAUUGUACACGCCUAGGGUGGAAAAUUGUGUGUGGAGUUGUGACGGGAAAAACUGAACGUGGAUGUGUAUGAAAAAGUGACUGUGACCCUUUUUGUGCAUAAAAUUUUCCUCAAUUUCAUGUCAUUUUUCCCACGAUGGAACUCAUUGAAGUCUAAAUUGGAGACUGUUGUGUAUUUUUUCACAAUCAAUUUGGUGUUUACAGUGCAAUUUUGGGGUUAAAUGUUUUGGAUUUUUGGAAGCAUUUCCCUCAUGAGUGGAAAUAUGUCGCAUUUUCUUUAAUAAUAAAGAGAGAGGAUUUCUCUGUAGAAGUUUUGUGAAAAGGACUCAUAAGUUAGUCACAAUUGAAGAUAGAUCCUGGAUGGAAGAGCAUCGAGGUCACAAAACGACGAGACUUUGGUAAAAGGAGAAGUGAGGAGCCUAUUUAAUGCAACCCAUGAUUAAUUAAAAGUAAAAGUUUAAAAAAAAAGAGAAACGUAGCAAAAUAUUACAUUUAGUGUUUAAUUUUAAGUGAAAAUAGUGUAAAAAUAAAAACUUAGUAAGAUGUUUAGUGAAAGUCCAUGAGCAAUGAAGAAGAGAAAAUUAAGUGCAAAUUUGUGUAGUAAAAAGUUAAGUGACUGUAAGUGGUUUUAUGAAGAUUUUGCUGAAACGAUGGAGUGUGUAUCUGAUCCUCCGUUAGAUGGAGACACUAGUCGUGGGAGGAUAAGUGCAGAGUGUAGAGUUGGAGGGAAGGACGAUCGAGAACGAGGAAUUAAUUUAAUUGUUAGUAAAAAUAGUGGUAGGAUGUUUAAAGUGCCAAAGUAUUUGCAUCAGGGAUUCAUCGAAAACUGUUCCAAGUGGUUCAUGAGAGGAAAGAUGACGAUGAGACUUUCAAGUUUAACAAAUAUUUUAGUAUUAUAUGUGUUUGUAUUGACACUCUCAUUAACCGUACAAUCCGUACAUGGAGAUCAAAUCCAGCCCGAAACUCAUAUGCCGUCAUUCAAUGAUACAGGAGUAUGCCAUAGCAUGGACAUUAGAAAUAAACCAUCGGAGUUAGAACGCCUCAGGAAUUGUCGUGUAAUUGAAGGAUUUCUGCAAAUUCUCCUAAUUGAUCGUAAAGUGGUAUCUGAUAAGGCAUAUGAUAAUUAUACAUUUCCUUUGCUGACUGAAAUAACAAGCUACCUGAUGCUAUAUCGUGUUAAUGGCCUCAAAACACUCAGGAAACUCUUUCCAAAUCUGUCUGUCAUACGAGGGAAUAAACUAUUUCUCGAUUAUGCCUUUAUUGUAUAUGAAUUGAUGGAUAUUGAAGAAAUUGGUCUUAUUUCACUUACACACAUUGGACGGGGAGCUGUUAGAAUACAGAAUAAUCCCAAUUUAUGCUAUGCUCAUACCAUCGAUUGGACACUAAUUGCUCCACAUACGGUCAAAAAUGAUCACUACAUAAAGGGCAAUAACAAGGAAAAUCUGUGUCCAAUGUGUCCUGGAAGCAAAAGAGGUGAAAGGGAAGGUGAUCAAGAAUCUCUCAAAAGAACACUUGAAUGUCCAACUUCACGUCAUGAACCAUUUAAUAGACUCUGUUGGAAUAGUGAAUAUUGUCAGAAAAUUUGUCCGGAUAAGUGUAGACAUCACUCUGAUGACUUAGCCUGUUCUAGUGAUGGCAAAUGCUGUGACUCAUCUUGUCUCGGGGGAUGUGAGGUAUCUCAGCCCAAAGUCUGCAAAGUGUGUCGUCAUUACAGUUUUGGCUAUGGAAAGGAUCGUGUCUGCGUCCAAAAAUGCCCCAAUGGAUACUACACUCACUAUUCUCGACGGUGUAUCUCAAAGCAAGAAUGCUUAAAUAUUACCGAUUCUCUUGAUACGAGUCAUCUAGGCCAAAGUUUUCCCUUUAUACCCUUCAAUGGUACUUGUGUCCUCGAAUGUCCUACCAAUUACUACAAAAUGGACAAUUAUACAGCAAAUCGCACAUGUUUUCCGUGCAAUGGAAUGUGCCGUAAGACGUGUCAAGGGGGAAAAAUUGAUAGUAUUUCAACGGCUCAGAAGAUGCAGGGGUGCACUCAUAUAACAGGACCACUUGAAAUUCAGAUAAUGAAUCAAGGUGGUUUGAAUAUUGUGAAGGAAUUGGAGGAGUUUCUUUCAAAUAUUGAAGAAAUUGAUGGAUAUCUCAAAGUGGCACGGUGUUUUCCGCUGAUGUCACUGAGUUUUCUGAAAAAUCUCAAAGUAAUUCAUGGCAACACACUUGAGAACAAUCGCAAUUCUCUCAUUGUCCUGGACAAUCCAAAUUUACAAUCAUUGUGGAAUACAACAAGUCAAUUGAGAAUUGAGAAAGGUAGAAUAUCAUUCCAUUACAAUCCCAAAUUGUGUCUCUAUAAAAUUGAAGCACUGAAGAAUUCCAUUCCGGAUAUGGGUGGAAAGGAUUUCUAUGAGGUUCAGGAUGUGGCAAAGACAUCAAAUGGUGACAAAAUAGCAUGCAAUGUCACAAAAUUGAUUGUCAAUACGACAAAAAUUACAUCCAAUGGGGCAGUUAUUGAGUGGGAACCUUUCCAAUUGGAGGAUGAUCGAGCUCUAUUGGGUUAUGUUGUAUCCUACAUUGAAGCACCAUACAAGAAUGUCUCCCUCUAUGAUGGCCGAGAUGCAUGUGGUUCAGAUGGAUGGAAAGUGGAUGAUGUUGGACGAGAUAAUCUAAAGCAGUCAUCAAUUUACUAUCCAUUGAAUCGACUUCAGGCCUAUACUCAAUAUGCGUACUACGUGAAGACCUAUACAGUGGCCACGGAACAAUUAGGUGCCCAGAGUGAUAUAAUCUACAUCCGGACACGAUCAGGACAACCGCAGCCGGUUUUACGGCUUCGAGCGGCUGCCAAUGGGACAUCGGAAAUUGUUGUCGAAUGGGAUCCACCUGCUAAGGCCAAUGGAAAUCUCACAACUUACUGCAUCUCGGUUAAACUUGCGGAAGACGAUUCAUCUUUGAGGUCAAAGAGGAAUUACUGUAAAUUUGGUUUAAAGCCAGAAAGUGAUUUGCCAGCUCCUCCAAGUUCGCCACAAAAACCAACAGCACCAACACCCAGCGACGAUCCGGAAAAAUGUGCCUGCACUAAGGACGAUAAACCAAAGCUCUCGGAGACUGAUGCCGAAAUUCAAAUAAGCUUCGAGGAUCAUCUGCACAACUAUGUCUACGUCAAGAAAACAACACCACGUAGUCGACGCAGUUUAUCACCUAAUGGAAAUAAUACAAGUUCCUUAGUUGGUGUUGAGAAAUUCCCUGAUACUCCUGUACCCGAUGGGUUGGAUGAAAAUGGAAUUUCUGAGGAUGAGAAGCAUGAUAUUUUGGAUGAAAAUAAUGAGUACUACAUUCAACUCUAUCGUGAACUCAAUGUAACUGAGACAAAGUAUGUUAUAAAGCAACUCAAACACUUUACACAGUAUAAGAUCUCAGUAGUUGCUUGUCGCGAUGAGGAGGAGGAUCCUUAUCCUGCCAAUGAGAAUAAACCCUCAAAUUGCAGCACAAAGGAAUUUGUACAACAAAGAACAGGAAAAAUUGGCGGUGCUGAUGAUAUUACUGGAGUUUCACUUGAGAAAAGCAGCAAUAACACUUUGUUCAUUUCGUGGAAGGCACCAAAGUAUCCCAAUAGUCUCAUACUCACGUACACUGUGCGAAUUCAGAAGGUUGAUGAUGUGAAUAGCAUGAGAAAAGCUGUUGAGCAUUGCAUCCAAAAGGAGGAUUUCGAUAAGAGAAAUGGGACAUUUAAACUCACCAUGACCGAACCUGGAAACUACAGUAUCCAAGUGAUGGCAACUUCCCUGGCUGGUGAUGGAAAUGUCACAGAACCGCGUUAUAUUGUUAUUCAAAAAGAUAAUGACCAUGCUCUAACCAUUGGUCUGGCAAUUGCUCUUCCCAUUCUCCUAGUCACAUUAUUCAUAUUUGUGUUCUUCUGGUAUCAAAAACGCAUGAGAAAUGUGCCUGAUUUGAAGUUAAUAGCCACAGUUAAUCCCGAUUAUGUGAGUAUGCAGUACACACCGGAUGAAUGGGAGAUGCCAAGGGAUAAUAUAACGCAGCUGAAGGAAUUGGGUCAGGGAUCAUUUGGGAUGGUGUAUGAGGGAACAAUAAGUAAAUUGGAAAAGUAUGGAGAGAAUGUAAAGUGUGCCAUUAAGACGGUAAAUGAGAAUGCAACGGAUCGUGAGAGGAUGAAUUUCCUGAAGGAGGCAUCAGUGAUGAAGGCCUUUGACACACAUCACGUUGUGAGGCUUCUUGGUGUUGUAUCGCGUGGACAACCGACACUUGUUAUCAUGGAAUUGAUGGCUAAGGGUGAUCUCAAGGGAUACCUAAGAUCACAUCGUCCGGAUCCCGAAGCAAUUAAAACCGGCCAGAGUCCACCACAACCACCAACAUUGAAGCGUAUACUUCAGAUGGCUAUUGAAAUUGCUGAUGGAAUGGCAUAUUUGGCAGCUAAGAAAUUUGUCCAUCGCGAUUUGGCGGCAAGAAACUGUAUGGUGGCUGAAGAUUUAACUGUUAAAAUUGGCGAUUUCGGCAUGACAAGGGACAUCUAUGAGACGGACUAUUACAGAAAAGGAACUAAAGGUCUUUUGCCUGUUCGUUGGAUGUCUCCUGAGAGUCUCAAAGAUGGUGUCUUCACGAGCAGUAGCGAUGUCUUCAGCUAUGGCGUGGUUCUGUGGGAAAUGGCAACACUCGCAUCGCAGCCAUAUCAGGGAUUGUCAAAUGAUCAGGUGCUACGGUACGUGAUUGAUGGUGGUGUGAUGGAAAGACCAGAAAACUGCCCUGACAAAUUGUACCAUUUGAUGCGCGAUUGUUGGCAACACAAACCAAAUCUUCGGCCGUCAUUUAUUGAGAUUGUUACGAGUCUCCUGGAUGAUGCCCAUGUUAAUUUUACAAAAGUCUCCUUCUAUCACUCUGACGAGGGUGCUGAAGUUCGAAUACAGCAGGAAACUGCAUCGCAAGCUCUUGCGGAAAAUCGUUCAGAUGAUGUCACAACGCUUCUGAGGAGAGAUGAGGAAGCACUUAGCAUAGAUGAUGAACACGAUACAGAUGAGAAUUUUCUUAUGGAACGCCCUCGAAGUCAUCAACUCAUAACAAGCGCAAGUUCAUAUCCAAAGAAAAAACAGCAACAUUCUCCGCUUAGGUGAAAAUUUGUACAGAAAGAGUUACUUGGUGGUCAGUAGGAGAAAGAUUAGAUGAAGAGGAGGAAGAGAGGGAGAAAGUGGGAGAAGGUCAUAUCCGUCGCCUUGACAUUGCAAAAAAAAAGAGUUAAUAUUUAAAUGAAAGAAAAAAUCUCUUGUGUCUUCUCGAGGUUUCAGCCUAAGGAAAAAAAAGGAGUUAAAAAAGAGGAUAAAGGAGGAGAGCUGGGAUUUUUUUAAAUCACACCAACUCACAACAGACUGUUUUGAAUGUAUAUUUUCAACAUUUUUUUUUAACAUAAUUACUGUAAAUACCGACUGAAAACAAAAUAGAAUCGUGGAUAAAUCAACUGAAUACUUAGUAAAUGCGCCAUAAGAAGCUAAAAGAAUAAAAAAUCUACAACAUUUAGUAAUGAGAGAGAAAGAAUAAUGGUGCAAAAUAAUUAUAAGCACUACCAUUUUAAAAUUUAGUAAAGAGAGGAGAGAAAAAAAAUUAAUUUAGCUUAUGCUAAAAGAAAAGCAGGAUAAAAAAAACUCUUUCUAGAGAAUAAAAAGUAAAUACGUUUUUCAUUAACAUUUGGUAUAUAUACGAGAAAAAAUUGAUAUGUCGCGAAAGUAAUAAAAAUUUUAAUUCUUAAA